AGGUAAACCGACAAAAAGUCGUAUGUAGCCCUGGUCUGAAAUGUAUUUAUCAGUUUUCCUAACUCGGGCCACACUGCAGUCGACAUAACUUUUAAAAACAUAGCGGAGCAGCAGCAACCUCAAAAAUGUACCGAAUUAUGCGUGUGCCAUCGAUUUUGGCCAAAAAUGCAGUCACGUCAAUGCAGCGUGUGGCAACAGUUGCUGUCGCGUCGCCGCAUCAGCGCAGCUAUCACAUAACACCGGGGCAGCAGCAGGCGAAAUCAGCGAAUCCGGAUGCCAUUUCCAAGCAAUAUCCGAUUGUGGAUCAUGCCUACGAUGCAAUUGUUGUAGGUGCCGGUGGAUCUGGACUGCGUGCAGCCUUCGGCCUGGUCGCUGAAGGUUUUCGCACGGCUGUCAUCACGAAACUGUUUCCCACACGCUCGCACACGAUUGCCGCCCAGGGCGGCAUUAACGCGGCGCUAGGCAACAUGGAGCAAGAUGACUGGAAAUGGCACAUGUAUGAUACGAUCAAGGGCAGCGAUUGGCUUGGCGAUCAGGAUGCCAUACACUAUAUGACACGCGAGGCACCCAAAGCUGUCAUCGAGCUGGAGAACUAUGGCAUGCCCUUCUCGCGCACCCAGGACGGCAAGAUCUAUCAGCGCGCCUUUGGCGGCCAGAGUCUGAAGUUUGGCAAGGGUGGUCAGGCGCACAGAUGUUGUGCCGUUGCGGAUCGUACGGGUCACUCCCUGCUCCAUACACUUUACGGACAGUCGUUGAGCUACGAUUGCCAUUACUUUGUCGAGUACUUUGCGCUGGACUUGAUCUUUGAGGAUGGCGAGUGUCGUGGUGUGCUGGCCAUCAAUCUGGAGGAUGGCAGUCUGCAUCGUUUCCGUGCCCAGAAUACGGUUGUGGCUACAGGCGGCUAUGGACGCGCCUUCUUUUCGUGCACAUCAGCGCAUACAUGCACUGGUGAUGGCACCGCUUUGGUGGCACGCCAGGGUCUGCCCUCACAGGAUCUGGAGUUUGUGCAGUUCCAUCCCACAGGCAUCUAUGGCGCCGGCUGUCUUAUAACCGAGGGUUGCCGCGGCGAGGGUGGUUAUCUAAUCAAUUCCAAAGGCGAACGUUUCAUGGAGCGCUAUGCGCCCGUCGCCAAGGAUCUGGCCUCGCGUGAUGUUGUCUCCCGAUCCAUUACCAUUGAGGUAAUGGAGGGCCGCGGCGUGGGACCCGAAAAGGAUCACGUAUACCUGCAACUGCACCAUUUGCCGCCCAAACAGUUGGCCGAAAGGCUGCCUGGCAUCUCCGAGACGGCCAUGAUCUUUGCCGGCGUCGAUGUCACACGCGAACCCAUCCCCGUGCUGCCCACUGUGCACUACAAUAUGGGCGGCAUUCCAACCAAUUAUCGUGGCCAGGUGUUGACCAUCGAUAAAGAUGGCAACGAUAAGAUUGUGCCCGGCCUCUAUGCUGCAGGUGAAGCGGCCUGUAGUUCGGUUCAUGGUGCCAACCGGCUGGGUGCCAACUCUCUGCUAGAUCUUGUGGUCUUUGGACGUGCCUGCGCCAAAACCAUUGCCGAGGAGAACAAACCAGGUGCACCGGCGCCCACGGUUAAGGAUAAUGCUGGCGAGUUCUCAGUGGCCAAUUUAGAUAAGCUGCGCCAUGCAAAUGGUAAUAUCACCACCGCCGAUCUGCGUCUUAAGAUGCAGCGAUGCAUGCAGAAUCAUGCGGCUGUAUUCCGUGAUGGUCCCAUACUGCAAAAGGGUGUGCGCGAAAUGAAGGAGAUCUACAAGCUAUUCAAGGACGUCAAGGUUAUCGACAAAUCGCUUGUGUGGAACUCGGAUCUGAUUGAAACACUGGAGCUGCAGAAUCUGCUGGCCAAUGCACAGAUGACCAUUGUGGGCGCCGAGGCGCGCAAGGAAUCACGUGGCGCACACGCACGCGAAGAUUUUAAAGUGCGCCUCGAUGAAUACGACUACAGCAAGCCCCUGGAAAACCAGGAGAAGAAGCCCAUCGAGCAACAUUGGCGCAAGCACACGCUCGCCUGGGUGUGCUCCGAAGAAGGCGAUAUCGAUCUUAAAUACAGACCAGUCAUCGAUCACACGCUGGACAACGAGGUGGAGACAGUGCCACCAGCAAUUCGCUCCUACUAGAUGAAGACCUCUCAUAUUCACACACACACACACACACACACGAACAGAAACUAUACACAAACACUCGCAUGUUUACUUAACAGUGAGCUGGCGUACAGUGUUGUUGGUGCGAAAAUUCGCGAGUCGCAAUUUUCUAUAAAUUUUAUGCUGCUGCUUUCUGCCGUAUUUUGCAGAGAUUUGUUUAAAACCCAUAUUAUCAAAAUUCUUUAGCAUUGUUCUGUAAUUUGAUAUGUCUUAUAUUGAAAAGCUUCUCUCUUUUGUACGCUCUACCAAUGCUCUUUACAAUAACAGGAAAUAUUUUUGUUUGUUUCUUAAA
Messenger RNA from Drosophila virilis, 2439 nucleotides. RefSeq names its product succinate dehydrogenase, subunit A (flavoprotein) (gene SdhA). The record is from RefSeq and is a predicted model, not a curated record. Gene Ontology annotation, biological process: tricarboxylic acid cycle; mitochondrial electron transport, succinate to ubiquinone. NCBI's taxonomy places the organism in Eukaryota, Metazoa, Arthropoda, Insecta, Diptera, Drosophilidae. Gene Ontology annotation, molecular function: flavin adenine dinucleotide binding; electron transfer activity; succinate dehydrogenase (quinone) activity.